AUGCUUCCGACCGCUUUCCAAGACGGCCGGCCAGGCCUAAGCCUGGCCGCCGCAGCAAGAAACCACCGGCCGCGGACGAGACGAUCAUGUGACUUCUGCCGGUCUCGCAAGAGUGCGUGCAGGCUGGAUCAAGGGCUCAGGCCUCCAUGCUAUGCCUGUCGACUGUACGGCCGCGACUGCGUGAUCAGCGAGAGACCUCGGCGAAAGAGGCCCAAGUCCGGUGAAGAGGCUACGGCAGGCCCCGACACCCAGGCCACGCUCGCCAUGCUCACGGCCGCCAACGACUCUGAUCUUGCCUUGUCCUCCCCGCAGCAUAAUGGUGGCGGCGGCGUCGGUUCCCAACAGCCAUCCCCAGCCGAGGUCACAGGCUCAGUAACGUCGCAAAUGUCUGGCGAGGGCGGCGGCGGCCUCCUCCAUCCGCAGCGAGCACCUGCAGGAGCCGCGGCAGGACGAGACCGAAACCGAGACCGGGAUCGAGAUGAGCCUAUGCCGACGGAAUCUCUGGAUGCGUGGCCUACAAAGACGGCCUUCCUCCUGGGCGACACAGGCGAGUCGGAUCCGUACCUCCUCCGGCAUUUCUCCUCGGACUAUCUCCAUUCCACCUACAACAUCGGGAACCGGUCUGCGAGGCACAUGCUGCGAGCCUCCGAUUCAGAUGUCCUGCAUAGUGCGGCCAAGCCGUUGAUCAUGGAUAUCGCCGACCAUUCGCUGUACGACCGCGGAGAGCCGAGACUGGACCAGCGCGCGCUCGACGAGGCGGCAGAGGAGGUGGCGCAGAUGGUGUCGGACGAGACUGGCGUGAGGCUGGUGAAGCUGUUCUUCCGCUACAUCUAUCCCUAUUUCCCCAUCCUGUCCAAAACACGCCUUCUCUAUCCGUUGGCCGAGCUCCCGUCCAAGAUCAAGCCCCUCUCCCUGUCCUUGAAGGCCGCCAUCUAUGCGUCGGCCUUGGCCUUUUUCACCUACGAUGAUGUGCUGGCCACCACCAUUGUGCACUGUCCGCCGUCCAGUCAACGCCUGUACCGCAUCGCCUGGUUGGCCGUCACGCAUGAGGUGCAUACUCCACAUCUUUCCACCCUGCAGGCCUGUCUGCUCCUUCUCCAGAGGGUCAACGACGAUCGCUAUGUCAUGGACACCGUCUUUCGCUGGAGCCUCCUAGGCUGGACCGUCGCCCUCGCCCAGACGUUCGGCUUGUCGACGGAUUGCCUGGACUGGAUAGGCAUCCCGGAUUGGGAGAGGCGUCUCCGUCGCCGACUCUGGUGGGCCGUCUUCGUCAUGGACAAAUGGGCCUUCAUGUCCGCCGGCCUGAACAGUCACAUCCACGAUGAUGACUAUGACGUGACCCCUCUGACCAGACUGGAUUUUGUCUGUGGCGCUGAUUCCGACGCCGACUCCGCCGAGCAGCAAACCGUCGAUGAUGGCGGCGCCGACCCCGCGUCAUCAUCCCACUUCUACCAUUUGACGCGGCUGACCGCCAUCAUCAGUGAAAUCCAAGCUGCCUUCUUCACCAUUGCAGCUUCGAAACGCACCCAACGAGACCUCGCGCUCUCCAUCGAAUUGGCCAAGCCCUUCCGCCACCAUCUCAAAGAAUGGAAAGUCUCGUACGAUCAGUUCCUGGCCGCACAGCCCACCACGAGGAGCCGCCCUCUCCCCCCACGCUCCGGUCUGGACGGCAAUGCCUCGUUGGGCCUCUGCUACCGCGUUGCAAACAUUGUUCUCUUCCGCGCGCUUCUGCGUCCCGUCGAAUCAGACCUUCCUCGCACGACGAAUGGUGACGGCCUCGCGCCCGCAGGCCACGACGCAGUGCGCAUCGGAGCCCGGGCGUGUUGCGUCGAGGCCGUGGAAUUCGUCGAGCUGCUUCAACGGAACGUCUGGGAUGCCUUUUGGCACUCGUGGUCGCGAGCUGGCUUUGCCAUGAUCUCGUCCAUGAUGAUCCGAUUGUUGAUCACCAGUGAGGCCAGUGCAGAGGUCGACGAGAUCAACGCCCUGAUCCGACGCUGGAGGUGGGCUUUGAGAACCGGCGGAGGAAGUGCGGGAAAUGUUCUCAUGAGCCUGGCUUUGCUGCGGCUCGAUCGCUCGCUGGUGACGCGAGGCAUCCAUGAGAGUGAUGAGGACUGA
This is a messenger RNA of Capronia epimyces CBS 606.96, 2115 nucleotides long. RefSeq lists its product as uncharacterized. Gene Ontology annotation, cellular component: nucleus. The coding region runs from base 1 to 2115 and encodes 704 amino acids. NCBI's taxonomy places the organism in Eukaryota, Fungi, Ascomycota, Eurotiomycetes, Chaetothyriales, Herpotrichiellaceae. The transcript has a single exon. The record is from RefSeq and is a predicted model, not a curated record. Gene Ontology annotation, biological process: DNA-templated transcription. Gene Ontology annotation, molecular function: DNA-binding transcription factor activity, RNA polymerase II-specific; zinc ion binding; DNA binding.